AAGACGGUUUUAGGUUAUGCAUAUAUAUAUAUAAAAUCUUUAAGUUUAGUUUGAUUUCAGUAGAGAUAACGAGAAGACUUUAUAUAGCUGCCAAUUUUCGUUUGAAUGACAAUGGAUUUGAAACUUCUUAUCUUGCAGGCAGUCCUUAUUUUCCAAGUGACAGCUCAGUUUGAUCCUAUCGCGUUCACUCUAGGACAGGAUUCUCAUGUAAAUGCAUUAAAUGUUGACAACUCAACCACAAUACCAUUUCCAGUGGUCAUCUUGAACCACGCCCAAGCUCAACUUAACAACGGGGUAUUCACAUGCUCGCAGGAUGGAUUGUACAAGUUUCAAGUGUAUUCACUAACCAAGACAGACAGCAACCUUUUCCUGGAGCUGUACGUCAAUGACAAACUUGUAGCCACGCUCUGGGCUCACACCCCCGGGGACUAUGCGGCCGCUGGGAACGCUGUUAUACUCGCCCUGAUGAACGGUGAUUUUGUUAAGGUUAUAACGAGAAGCCAGUAUAGUAUCAAUAUGUACGGAACACCGGAUGAGAUUUACACCACAUUUACUGGUGUCCAACUCGGCUCUCUGGAGCUAAAUGCAGAAGGCUCAAAAUUGUCAGCUUUCUCCGUGACCUUGAACCAACAUCAAGACGUAGCAAGCGGAAACAACAUAAUGUACAAUAACAUUGUAACUGACGUAAAUGGAGCUUAUGACGUCACAACCGGUGUAUACACAGCGCCAUCUAGUGGACUUUACAUAUUCCACUUCUUCGGUUUAGCACGUCAGAACAUGGAGCUGUAUCAAGAAUUGUACCACAACAACCACUACGUUUGCUCUAUCUACGGCCUAACAGACCAGGACUGGGCAGAUGCCGGAAAUACUGUUCUCCUUCACCUUAAACAAAAUGAUCAUAUCAGUAUUCGUGCCCACGGAAACAACAGCAUUUACGGAACCCCAGACGAAAUUUAUUCCACAUUUUCGGGAGCUCAGUUGGUGACAGAAAAUGAUAUGUAUUCUGGUCAAGAAGCAAUCAUUGCGUUCUCUGUUGGUUUAUCCCAUCAUGCAACAGUCACAAACAGCAACAAGGUCAUGUUUGAUCGUGUGUUUCUUGACCUACAACGAGUGUAUAAUCCACAAACCGGAGAAUUCGUCGCACCUGUUUCCGGUCUGUACGAAUUCAACUAUCAUGCUCUCGGCAAGCAAAAUGGUAAACUGUGGCUCGAGCUUUAUCACAACUAUAAGUAUGUGGACUCUCUCUAUAGUCACACUCCAGGUCACUAUGCAACUGCCGGAAAUGCAGCCGUCCUUGACCUUGACAUUGGUGACGUAGUGUUUGUUAAAGCUCAUAAUGACGUGGACCUGUAUGGCACCAGUAAUGAGGUUUACUGUACGUUCACUGGAUAUUUACUUCACCCGGUGGGUAGUGGUAAUGAAAUUAUAGGGUAGGGAGAAUUUAUAUGAAGAAUAAAAACACAACAAAAAUGUUAA
Molecule: messenger RNA, 1476 nt
Organism: Ruditapes philippinarum (Manila clam)
Lineage: Eukaryota; Metazoa; Mollusca; Bivalvia; Venerida; Veneridae
Exons: 8
Coding region: 106-1434 (442 amino acids)
Molecular function (GO): protein binding
Source: RefSeq, a predicted model, not a curated record